AUGACAGAGGAGUGGAAAGAGAAGAUAAUAAAGGAAAAGCUUGGAGGGAAGAGAGACUGGAGCGAGGAGGAGCGUGCCGCCCUCGCCCGCAGCCUGGACGAGGAGCUGGAGAAGCGCCUGCAGGGGAGUGGCGGCGGCGAUGGGCGACCUAAGGAUGCCUGGACUGAGGAUAACUGGAAGGAGCAAAUGGCCGAGCACCCACUGUUUGCUCCUUACCUGCAAGAAGAAGGUGCUGUGGAAGGGGAGGCACCUAUCAACCCCUUGAGUGAGGGUCUGGCUCAACUCAAAUUUGAUCCAGACCACAGCAGCCCACAAGAAGUGGCACAAAACUACAAGGAUGAGGGCAACCUGCAAUUCAAGUACAAGAAGUAUAGGCUUGCUGUUGCCAAUUUUUCUGAGGGUUUGAAACAGCAGUGUCCAGAUAAGGAACUGAAUGCUCAACUAUACAACAACAGGGCAGCAGCACAGUGCCAUCUAGGUAAUUAUCGCUCUACAAUCAAAGACUGUGAAAAAGCACUUGAAUUGAACCCAGACUACAUGAAAGUCAUUACAAGAGCAGUUGAUGCCGCUGCAAAACUGAAAUCCUGGGAUGAGGUGUUUGCGUGGUGUGACCGUGGCCUCCAGCUGGACCCUGCUCACACCAAACUAAAAGCAUCUAGACUUAAGGCAGUGAAAGAAAAGAAAAUAAUACAGAGAGAUAAUCGCAGGAAAUCACAAGAAAUUUUGAAGAAGAAGAAUGAAGAACAGAGUGUGGUGAAUGUCAUCAAGAAUCGGGGAAUAAAGCUGGGCACUUCUCACCUAAAGGGAUCCUCAAGCAUCACUCUGGAGGAUCUGGAGACCCACCACCCUGCUGCUCAUGGUUCAAGAGUUCACCUCAGCAGUUGCGCAGAGUUAGUGUGGCCUGUAAUGCUGCUUUAUCCUGAAUAUCAAGAGUCUGAUUUCAUCCAAGAAUUUACUGAAAGUGAUUAUUUCAGUGAUCACUUGGAGGUGAUAUUUGGGGAAGGUGUGCCACCAGCCCCAUGGGACACAGAACAAAAAUAUCAGUAUCAAAACUUGAAAAUUUUCUUUGAAGAUAAAGAAAAGGAGAAACUGUGCAGCGUUGACCCCUCCUGGACACUUUCCCAAGCCCUUUCAGAUCCCAGGUACUGUGUGAUGGGUGGGACACCAAGUUUCAUAAUUGUUGUGAAUGGAAGUAAAUUUAUGAAAGAGUUUUUGAGCAAGUAUAAGUAAAUCAUGUGUGAACA
Molecule: messenger RNA, 1244 nt
Organism: Scylla paramamosain (green mud crab)
Lineage: Eukaryota; Metazoa; Arthropoda; Malacostraca; Decapoda; Portunidae
Gene: Dpit47
Product: tetratricopeptide repeat protein 4-like
Exons: 8
Coding region: 1-1230 (409 amino acids)
Biological process (GO): protein folding
Cellular component (GO): nucleus; cytosol
Molecular function (GO): Hsp70 protein binding; Hsp90 protein binding
Source: RefSeq, a predicted model, not a curated record